Molecule: messenger RNA, 1031 nt
Organism: Wyeomyia smithii (pitcher-plant mosquito)
Lineage: Eukaryota; Metazoa; Arthropoda; Insecta; Diptera; Culicidae
Exons: 4
Coding region: 68-556 (162 amino acids)
Source: RefSeq, a predicted model, not a curated record
ACCCACAGGGUACUAUAGAGAGGUUUAGGCUGAAAAUCGCAAUUUUUAGAAUUACCAGCAUCAUAAGAUGGGACUAAGGUUAUUAGUGCUUGCAAUCAUUGGUCUGGGAUCUCUGUACGUAAUGCAUCUACUGGCACAGGAUUUCAUGAAGCUUUCAAAGCCUUUAUUCAUGGCAUCCGGAAAGCGUGAAGCUGUCCUGAUCAAUCGAACGAGUGCACUGAUGAAAUUCGAAAACAAAAUAGAUUGGUCCAGCAUCCUUAAACGAGACCCACUGGAAUGUUCAUUAUCUCUCAUAUGUCAGCUCGCGGCUGGAGCGGAAAAAGAAAAUGACGCAGCCAACGCGAUUUACAAUUUUAUUGAAUACAGCAUAGAAAAUAACAAAAAUGUUUCCAAAAGGAUAGUACAAUCGUUCGAGCGUGGUCUCCAUCUUUACCAAUUUAACGAUGCAGAUUUCAAAAAAUGUUAUCCGUAUUAUCCUUUAUGUAUAUAUUCAGCUAAAACUAUGAUGAAAUUACUAGACGUCCAUGCAAAAAGUUUGGGUGCAUUUUUAGUUUAGCGCUGAACUCCUUUUAUCGUCAGGUACAAGCCUUCUGUACUAGCCGUCGCAUUAAAAUAUCUUAAUAAAUUCACGUUGCUAAAACAAACAUACAAAGGGGGUUAAUGUAAAGCUCAUAUACAAAUAGAUACCCACCCGUAAAAAUACUUAUCCCCAUUGCAUAUACACAGUUUACGGCUAUACGAAUUCUAUGGGACGAUCCCACAAACAAGUUUUGGUUAUAUUGAUUAUGAAUCCUGUAUUUUCCCCAGCGCUACUUGAUACUAUACCAGGAAAUCUACAAUUACACAGCUCAACGCAGGAAAUGCCUUAGCAGACCCGGAUAACAACUGUUUACUAUAUCGCACUAUAGAUAACAAAGCAAAAUCUGCUGUCAGUUUGGUUUAAAUGAUACCUGAAACAAUACCAAAAAGGAGUAUCCACAUUAUUUAGUGCAAAUUCAUAAUUGAGCCAAAGUCUUUCUAUUAUGUCAAAU